Messenger RNA from Haliotis rubra (blacklip abalone), 3956 nucleotides. RefSeq lists its product as uncharacterized. Bases 157 to 774 code for a protein of 205 amino acids. Lineage: Eukaryota; Metazoa; Mollusca; Gastropoda; Lepetellida; Haliotidae. The record is from RefSeq and is a predicted model, not a curated record. The transcript is spliced from 3 exons.
UUUAAUUCGAUUUCCAAGAGAUAGUUGUCAGUGGAAUAAGAAACAGCGAGCUUCCGAUUGUCGCUAACCCAGUUACCCUCUAAAUGAAAUUGGACUGGUCCAAGUGAGGCCGACUGCCUCCACUAACAUCCCAUAGAGACGGGUGAUGCCUUCGGUAUGGGGAGGCGAGCUUUUGUGAUCUUGGUUGGUCUGGUGGUGCUGAUUCGGUCGCAAGACACAUACCACGAGGCCCUUCUGGAGUAUUUUGAGGAGGCUGAACGCCUGGAACAGGGUUCAGGAGGGGGGCCAGGGUUUGAGGGGGACACAGAGGUGGACCUACCCCCAGGAAGGAUUAUUCGGUGCUUGAAGUGUGCUGUGCCUGAGGAGAGACCAGACGCCUGUACCCCCCAGGAGUUGAGCCAGAACCUCAAUGUCUACACAGUGGAUUGUAGAGGGCGCUGUUUGAACAUCACGGCAGGUCCGGUUGUGGCAUACGACUGCGCGAACGACAACCAUUAUAGAGCGGACAGAUGUAUUCAAAGGGUUGACACACGAAUAUGCGUCUGCUCCAAGAAUCUGUGUAAUGCGCCGGAAGGCAUGAACACGGAUGAAGAGGACUAUUUCGAAACCAAGACACUACCACCACCAUACAUAAAAGAAAUAGUUCCACAAAAAUCCCAUGAAAAUUCCUGCUGUCAUGUAUCCGUUUCGUUUCAUCUUUUAGCAUUCUCAGCAUUGAUUACAAUGUUGGCACAUUUUAUGUUUUUAUCUCGUCCUUGUAACACAGUGGUGUGAUGUGGUUCCCGAACCGGUUGUAUGUGAAUACACCACAGGUAAUACUGUAUGUUCCAUAACUGCUUUAUGAAGCUCACUAUUCAUAUCAAUUGUUCCUGUAUGCUGAGACUGUUGAAGAAUGACGCCGUAUAUUCUGUUAGAAUACUGGCCAUAACACACAUGGGAUACAUGUAUACGAAUGCUCACUGAAAUGUCGGGAAAUGUUGAACAAACUGCAUCGAUAACAACUUUCAUUUUGUGAGUGCGACGUUUCGAUACAGGUUCUUGGCCUGCUCGACAACGGUACAAGAAUCUGUAUCGAAAAGUCGCACUCAACGAAAUAACAGAUGAUAUUAUCCAUAACGUUUGUUCAAUAGUGUACUUCCCAACUUCUAAAAUGCCACUCAAAGAAAUCAGACCAUAAUUGCGUAUCCACACACCAGAUCAAUAUUUGGUAAGCAGUAGUCUUUGUCCACGGUGUGAGCAAUUAUGUAUAGAUUUGUGCUUCCAGACAUACGACAGAGAUUGUGUCCUUUGCGAUUAAACAAACCUCUUUAAAUUGAAAUAGGGGACGAAGAGGUUCGGAUAGUCAGGCUCCCUCUCUUGUUCGAUGAAUGUCAUCGUGUCCAAAUCGUGUAGAUCGGCGCUCUCGAUAUUAAUCACUGGAUUAUUUGUCUGGUCCAUAAUCGAUUAUUUACUGUUAUAGUUUGGAUAUUGCGACAAAUAACAAUAACAAUAAACCAUACCGAAAUGUUAACCCGGAAACUGUCCGGAUUAACAAAUGUCCGUAUACAUGUUCCCAGAUGAAUAUACGGUGGGUAUUCGGAUUGCAGGGGUUUCUUCCAUGUGUGUUGUCUCAAUACAUAAGAAUUACAACUUUUGUCAUUCUUACAGUUUCAGCAUACAAGGAAACAGUCUAACAUGUUUGUAUAUAGCGCAUUUCUACACUGUGCCAUGUUUAGCCCCUUUGACUUACUGCUUAGUGCUGGGUGCUUAAAAUGCGAGUAGCUGGUCUAGGAUAACAGCAGGUGCUCGAUCCAGUACUUGCAAGAGAUACGUACGCGUUCACCGUUAAUAUUAAACGUAGCCAGGCACAUUUCGUUUGAAAUUGAUUGUUUACGGAUCUUUACAAACCAACUAGCUGGCGAGGUCGAAAAGCUGAGAAAACGUCAUCAAGCGGUAGCGGAAGGCUAGAAGAUGUACAAUUACACAUGUUAAGCAGCGUAUGGAAUGAGUGUUCGAUGGAAACCAUUAGGUUCACAAUGCUUAUAAUCCAGAUCUUAUACUUUUCAUUUCAUCACUUAUCAGCUGUUAUCCCAUUUUACUUAUGUAUAUAUUGUGAAGAAAAAUAACAACAUCGGACGAGAAACGAUAUUGUUUGUAAUUUGAGUUAAUGUGAUAUAUCUGUUUCUCUUUAAUCAGAGGAUCCGUAAACAUAAAUGUCAAAAGAUGUUGCCUCACACUGAGAUCCGUCCUUAUGACCACUUCUAGACAUCAGACCAAGAUGUUCGUGAAACCUACAGAGAUAUAACAACUCGUGUCAUCAGUAUUAUUUAAUGUCAACGUGCUAUAUGACUUUGUUGGUAGAAAAAUGGUAGCAGGUUUAAAAUAGAAAUGAUAAAGGUGGACUAUCAGUUGGUGUUUGCUGGUUUAAUGGUUUCACGUAUUCAGCUCAUGACAGCCAAACACAUGACUCUUUAUGUCUAACAACGACUUUAUUGUCUACGACAAGGAUCACUCUUACACCGGGUCAUCUUUCAUGUGAUGAAGAGGCAAUUAAAAAGCUGCUCAGAAAGGUCGUAACAAGCAAUAAAGACGUUAUUAUCCAUGUAAGUGUCAUGUCGCCAUGUUGUUCCAACUUCUAAAUGCGUGUUAAAUACGCGAUAAAGAGUCUAGGAAAUAGUAGGACCAAACGUUGUUGUGUCGAACCUGAUGUGUCAGACUAAGGCUGUCUCGAAGUAAUAUAUUGGUCCCUACAUAUUCCUUAUUAAUCAUCAUAUAUGCGGUUGUCUCGAACUUCGAAAACUCAUAUCUACGUAGUCCCUUCCAUUUUCGACAAAAUGGUGUUUGACUGUCUAUUAAGUCAUCCAGAAUAUUGAUGUUUCGCUGUAUGCAUUGUCUACACUUGAAAACGACACAAGAAUAAUGUUCAAGGUCACCAGGCCUUUGUGAAAGAUUUCAUUCCUAGCAUAACUCAUAUCUUGCGUUUAAACUUCGACUGUCGUGUGUCCACUUGUUACAAUGCCCUAAUCCCAAGUCAAAUGUCUUCGCUAUCCAACGAUAUGACAACAUACGCCAAUGAAUACCCGAUUGUGCAGCAUGCGACAGUGUUCGUGAUUCUUAUGGAUGAAAAUAUCUGAUACGAUAAGAACAGAUCUAAGGACAUCUCCACAGAUUUACCCUGAACGACUCGUUACCGCCCAUUCCAUUCGUCACCACUCGCCUCUUUCCGUAAACUCCAAGAGGCUUUAGUCCCGGAAUAACACGAGUUGGUCACGAAUGCGCCAAUUCUUGAUUAAAACGUAUGUUUUAUUCAGCCAAUCAGAUGUCAGCUUUCAAAAUGAUUUAGGGUAAUUUCUUCAUCACCUGGAUUCGGAAACGAACGAUUUGAACAGACAAGAACCUACAAAUGACAUAAAGAUGUCUUUGGUGAUUCUCCCCUUUGGAUGUAGGUGACACGGAGCUCUGAGCGAAAUAUAUAUGAUAUGUAAAAUAACCGCAACUGUAUGUACAUUCGCGAAAGGUCGUUUUAGCUCGUUUGCGUGACUUAACGCAUUCGAGCCGAGUAUUUUAGAUCUCGACACUGAUUGGCUGAUCAGAACGUUCGCCAGACGACGCCACCUUCACAGGUGCCCUCUGAGUUUCACGCAUGGAAAUAAUAUGUAAUGUAAUGAGACCUGAAAGUAAUCUGACACGAUUUCACGUAAGUCUAAAAUAUUUUACGUGCGCUUCAAUGUACCUGUGUCGUAGAAACAUCAGCUUAGGACGCUUUUCGUUAAUAUCACAAAGUCACGGUCUCGUAAAAAUUACGUCGUUUACAUUGAAGGCGAACACAUCUGUAAUAACGAAUCUAUUUUGUCAUUAAAUGACCAGUUCUAUUUAUGUGACCUAUGCCUUUGAUGUAUAUAAUUCUCUCAUUAGAAAUAAACAACCAAGUUGUACCAGUAUGUAAAGAACAUGUCACUAUUAAAGUGUAUUAUUAA